This is a messenger RNA of Dentiscutata erythropus, 564 nucleotides long. The record is from the annotation of a GenBank genome assembly. NCBI's taxonomy places the organism in Eukaryota, Fungi, Glomeromycota, Glomeromycetes, Diversisporales, Gigasporaceae.
CUUUGGGUGUUGUAAGAUCCCGAAGCCUAGAUUCUUCUCUAAAUGUGAUUUUAACUGAAUUUUACCACCAUGAUACUGUUCAAGAAUUAAAUUUACCUGAAUUUGAGGACAAAGACAUAGUGCUCGCUACUAGAAAUUUUUGCAUCAUUGAAGGCACUGGCCAAAAUGAUGAAAAAUAUUCUAUUUUAAAAAACUAUGUGGACCAAGGUUAUGUCAAUCUUAAAUUAACAUGCUAUUAUCCCACUUCUGCACAAUAUUUAACGAAUACAACCGCAGUUAUAAAAAAAGAUUCUGUAGUAUAUAUUAACAGUGAACUCAUGAUAACCGAUGAUGAUAACAUAGUUCAUAUACAAAAUGUUUCGUUUCCAGAGUAUCAGAGAUUAAAUGCAAUUACAAAAAACAACCUGAAUGCCCCCACUAUCACUCAAACUAUAGCAACCAGGGUUAAAGAAAGCACCUGUCGCAAGAAAACCACACCUACCUCUAAACCGUAUCUCAAAACCAACUCUCAUCCAAAAGUUACCGAUCUGGCAAAUGAUCUUCUGAACAAACCUUUGGAUCAAA